AUGAAACUACUCAACUGUACUAGCCUUGAAAUCGAAGAGUACUAUGGAUCAUCAAUUCCCGAAAAGUACGCGAUUUUGUCCCAUACUUGGGAAUCCGGCGAGGCUAGCUUUCAAGACGUCGGCAAUACCGAGGCUAUGGCCAGCAAGCCAGGCUGGGCAAAAAUCAACCAGACAUGCCGUCUAGCUCUCGAACAGGGCUACUCGUACGCUUGGGUUGACACUUGUUGUAUCGACAAAACGAACUUCACAGAGCUGGUUGAAGCGAUCAAUUCCAUGUUCAAAUGGUACGCAAGGUCAACAAUAUGUUACGCCUACCUAGCAGACGUCGGAGGCGCUAGAACAACACGCCUUCAGGACUCGCGCUGGUUCACACGCGGGUGGACCUUACAAGAACUCAUUGCCCCGUCUUCAGUCGAGUUCUACGACGUGGAUUGGAAGUUUCUAGGCACAAGAGCUGAUCUUAGCGACGAACUUCAAGAAAUAACCGGAAUCGAUAAGGAAUUUCUGACCAAUGUGACUGAGUCUGUCGAGGAUAUGCUUCCUGACAUUCCCAUCGCGCGUCGUAUGUCCUGGGCAGCCGACCGAAUUACCACUAGGGAGGAAGAUCUUGCGUACUGUCUUCUGGGCGUCUUCGGAGUGAAUAUGCCGCUUCUUUAUGGCGAGGGUUCAAGGGCUUUCAUUCGACUGCAAGAAGAAAUCAUCAAAGAGACCCACGAUACGUCGAUAUUUGCCUGGAGCCACAGCAAGACUGCCGGUCUUAGCCAGAUACCGCAAGUUUACUUUGGUAUUCUAGCAACCUCACCUAAUAUGUUUGCUUUUGCCAAGACACUCGAAAAAGCACCAGAGAAGACUUCAGUUGAGAAUAACACGAGGCAAAAUGAGCCUCUAGGGUGGACCGGACCGCAUGGAUGCGCGGGCAACUACUGCUUAUACGCUAGCCGGGGCUCUGCGGCCGGACGAGGGGUGGUCAUCAUCUCGACGCCAGAAAAUGUGCAAAAGUUGAAGGAUGCGGAGGCAAAAUUCCAGAUCGCGGAUGAUCCGAGUGCCUCAAAACCAUCUUUUCGCGUCACCGAGGUUGAGGGUAAGGGGCUGGGCAUGAUCGCCAACAAGUCCCUCGCCCGAGGGGACACAGUCAUGCUGAAAACGCCAGUCCUCAUCGCCCAUCGUGCGUUCAUCGAACGGACAUCGCCGGUAGAACAGCACCGUCUCCUCGACUCCGUAGCGCAGCUUCUUCCGGCAUCAACACGAGAGACGUUCCUCGGCCAGAUGGGCCACUUUGGCGGCCACAAAGUCGUCGACAUCAUGCAGACCAACUCGUUCCAGAUGGACCUCGGCGGGGGAGCUCAGGGCGACGGCCACCAUUACGGCAACUACCCCGAAGUGUCACGGUACAACCACGACUGCCGGCCCAACGUCGCCUUCCACAUCGGCGCCGACGGACGUCACCGGACCACGGUCGUGCGGCCGGUGAAGUCGGGCGAGGAGCUCACGAUAUCGUACCUCGACCAGCUGGGCGUGCGGUCCGAGAGACAACACCGCGCGAAGCUGGCGUGGGGAUUCGAGUGCGGGUGCUCGCAGUGCAGUCUGGCGAAGAAGCAGGCGGCGGCGUCUGAUCAGCGGUUGAUGGAUAUCCAGGAAAUUGAUAGGACGCUUUCGGAUAUCAACGCCAGGGUGACGACCGCGCUCAUUGAGAAGUUUCUGAAGCUACACAAGGAGGAGAGGCUAGAGUCGAAGCUCGCGGGCGCCUAUACCAUCGCAGCGCUCAAUUUCAACCUGCUCGGGCAUGCGAAGCAGUCCGUCAAGUAUGCAAAGUUGGCGGUGGAGGCCGGGUUAAUGGAGAAUGGGCCAGGGACGGCAGAUGUUGAGGCGAUGCAAAAGCUAGCAGCUGAUCCCAAAGGGCACUUUACAUGGAGGGGAAGGGUAAAAUAA
Molecule: messenger RNA, 1929 nt
Organism: Colletotrichum siamense
Lineage: Eukaryota; Fungi; Ascomycota; Sordariomycetes; Glomerellales; Glomerellaceae
Product: Vegetative incompatibility protein HET-E-1
Exons: 2
Coding region: 1-1929 (642 amino acids)
Molecular function (GO): protein binding
Source: RefSeq, a predicted model, not a curated record